Anoplophora glabripennis (Asian longhorned beetle) is the source of this 2372-nucleotide messenger RNA. RefSeq names its product transcription elongation factor 1 homolog. Gene Ontology annotation, molecular function: RNA polymerase II complex binding. The transcript is spliced from 2 exons. The record is from RefSeq and is a predicted model, not a curated record. Gene Ontology annotation, cellular component: transcription elongation factor complex. NCBI's taxonomy places the organism in Eukaryota, Metazoa, Arthropoda, Insecta, Coleoptera, Cerambycidae. Bases 103 to 351 code for a protein of 82 amino acids. Gene Ontology annotation, biological process: transcription elongation by RNA polymerase II.
CGUUUGACAAACAUCUAAUUGUAUUGUAACAACAUAAAUAAACAAUCAUUUCUGAAUUGGUAUUCGAUUUGCCCGAAAAUUACAUUCUAUUAAAAGUAGAAAAUGGGUCGAAGGAAGUCUAAGAGGAAGCCAGCGCCUAAGAGAAAAGCCAUAGAACCAUUGGAUACACAAUUUAAUUGUCCAUUCUGCAAUCAUGAAAAAUCUUGUGAUGUUAAAAUGGAUAAAGGUCGAAGUACUGCUCGAAUAACAUGUCGAGUUUGUCUAGAAGAUUUUCAGACCACUAUAAACUUCUUAUCAGAACCUGUAGACGUUUAUAACGAUUGGAUAGAUGCUUGUGAAAAUGCGAAUUAGAUUUUAAUGUAACAUUUAGCAGUUUAUUUAGUUUUAUAAAAUAGUUAAGUAAUAUGCAAAAAUUUGAGUGUGAACAGAUAUUUAGAAUUGUUUAUAAAUCUUUCUGUGCCGGCACAUUGUUUAUAACUUGCUUAAUUUUUAAUUAUACGUAUUUUUCUGUGACUAUACAGUACUGACAUUUUCGUCUUUUCAUUAAAAAAAUUGUUUCGAAUAUACCUAAAAUUUAUGAAGUAAAAAUUUAUAUUUCCUUUUGUUAAGCAAUUUGUAAACAACUAACUACCAUUAAAAUAUUGUCUACAUAAUGCCUAUAAUAAUAUUUUAAAGGGAUGGUUUAUGUUCACGUCAUUAAUUUAAUUCCUCUAUUAUAAACAUAUCAAUAUUGGCAACGUAUCCAUUCAGCGUUUAAAAUCAAGCUUUAGAAUAUAAUAGCCAAUACAUUUUGAAAACUAUGUUUCAAAAUAUGUUAAAUUUAACCAGAUUUUCAUUUUUAUUAUAUAUGGUCUAUUUUAAAAAUCUAUACCUAUGGAGACUCAGAAUUAUUGUUGUAUGUAUCUGUUGCAUAUUAUAAAUUCAAAAUGUAAAGAUUAUUUAAAUACUUAGAUAAAUAUCAACAAAAAUCAGAACGAUUACUACUAAAAUACCUAUAUAAGUACAUUUUUUCUUUAAUACAGGGUGUAUUUAAAUUAAGAAGCAUAAAUGCCACCAGAUAGGUAUUCUUGAGGACAAAAUAUGAUAAUAAUUGUGACAAAUAGAUAUAUCUUCGUUCAAACUUUGCUUUGCUAGUUACAUGGUGUUUAAAUAUUUGAAAAACAUUAUAAAUAUUCACAAAAUACAUUUAAUGUAGAUGAAAAGAACUUGGGUUGACACAUUAAUUAAAUAAAGGUAAAAAUUUACUGAAUAUAGAAUUAAAUUGAUUACAACUUCACCUCAAAUCAUUUUUUAAACUUUUUAGGAACUGAAACAAGCAUCUGGUAAACAUAGAUACAAAUUAAAAUCAUGCCAGUGUUCAUACCAAAGGGAAUAUUCUGGAAAUUUUGACAGGUUUAUUUUUGAAUUAAUCUACAACAAUCUACAGCAACGUCUACCAACGUUUACUUAAAUAUUUGUAUAUUAGGAUAUAUGUUGGCUGUUGGCUUUUGGCUGUUGCUUGAGUUUAUUAUAUUUUCAUAAAAAGGCUUAUGAUCUUUUGGGACCCAUUUAAGAAAUAUUUUUUAGGUGUUCUUUCAUAGUAGCUAAAAUCAGAAGACUUCCUACAUAGGAAUUUAUCACAUCUGUCUUGCUUUUACUUUAUUUUAAGAAAAACUGUCUGCUCAAAACUGAGCGUUUAAAUAAUAACCAAAUAAUCUUUUCAACCAAUAGUGGAGAUAACGAGGAGGACACACACGUUAAGAAUCACAGCAUUUUGACACCAGCGAGUAUUUUGAAAAUUGUAUUGGUACAUUUUAUUUGCAAUUUUAUUUCAAAGAAAAAUGACCUUUCUGAUUUUACAUGCAAUAUGCACAAAACUUAACUAUCUAAAUGCAUAUAAGACAAUAAUAAAAAUAUUUAUAGAAUUUUUUUGUUGCAAUUACGGUUUUAAAUACAAAAAUAUAUAUAAUUAUUGGUUAAUUUUGUAUGCCACUGAAUUUCGAUGAAGUCCAGUCAUUCAUUGUAUUUUUUUAAGUGAAUUUUUGCCUUUAUUUAGUUCCCAACUUAAGUUUCAUUAAUAUGUCAAACAUCUUCCUAGAUUUUGCAUUUCUGUGUUCUCUUUAAACGUCUUAUACCCUGUAACUGACAAUUGAAAAGGUCUAAUUGGCUCGAGUAUCAUUUAAAUGCAACCUGUACAAAAGCAUUUUAACGUCUUAAUGUUAUUAUCUGAUAAGUUCUGUGCAAUAGUGACAGAAAUUUAAUAAAGAAAUAAUUCAGUAAGAGUUGUAAAAAGUCCUCUCUUUUCUAUGAUCAACCAUCAUUUUACUGAUAAAGCACUAAUGAUUAAUUUAGUAUAGUGGAUAUAAUUCUAAUAAAAUUUUGUUAAAAUUUAA